CGCUUUUCCUGCCAACAUGGCGGUGUAAACGCAACGAGUGACGUGACGUCCGGAGUUCUUUUCAGAGUCGAGAAUUUGGUAUGACCAAAUUUCCUGUAACAAUGUUUAUGUUCCUGUAGCUUUAAGCUAAGCUAAGGAUAUUUUUUUCCUGUCGCAACCCACAAUCAGGGACGACAAAAAUACGCUGCAUGAUAUGUAUAUGGAUAGUAAAACGGCACAGCACUUAAACUGCUAAACUAUUUCGCGUGUGUUUUAUUCUAUGGAACCGUAUUUUGACAUCGGUAUUGGUACGGAAAUAAAAAUGCCUUGUCAAAAGCAGCAACUCAACAACAAUGACAGUCAAGAGCAUGCGGCAGUGAGUGGCACCAAGCAGGUUCGAUUUGCUACCUGCAGCAACAACGUCCUUCCAGUCUCAAAUAGAGAUGCAGAGGUCCCUGGAACUUGUGAAAAUGUCUUGACCAAAGAACUACAGGCCCAGAUUGGACCCCAAUUAAAGUUACUUCCUUUGAAUGACCAAAUACGAGAAUUACAGACCAUCAUUAGAGACAAGUCUACAAGCAGGGGAGAUUUUGUAUUUUGUGCAGAUAGAUUGAUUAGAUUAGUGGUAGAAGAGGGACUCAAUCAGCUGCCGUACAGUGAGUGUACAGUGACCACUCCCACAGGUCAUAAAUAUGAUGGCGUAAAGUUUGAAAAAGGCAACUGCGGUGUCAGCAUAAUGAGAAGCGGCGAGGCCAUGGAGCAGGGCCUCAGAGACUGCUGCCGGUCCAUCCGUAUUGGUAAGAUCCUCAUCCAGAGUGACGAGGACACCCAAAAGGCCAAAGUCUACUAUGCCAAGUUUCCUCCAGACAUCAGCAGACGGAAAGUCCUGCUGAUGUACCCAAUUCUCAGUACAGGUAACACUGUGAUUGAGGCUGUGAGAGUGCUGACUGAACAUGGUCUCCAGCCCAAACACAUCAUCCUUCUGAGCCUCUUUUCCACCCCUCACGGUGCCAAGUCCAUUAUCCAGGAGUUCCCAGAGAUCACCAUACUCACCACCGAGACGCACCCUGUGGCUCCCACACACUUUGGCCAGAGGUACUUCGGGACAGACUAGUCAACCCUCCAGGGCAAUUUCGUUGGGGAAUCCAGAGUGUUCUCCCUCUGUCUGAUGUCAGUUUGUUCACUCUGCUGAAGAAUCCUGCUGUGUGUGCCGCCUUAACCUGUGCUUCUCAGUCUGAUACAAAUGAUGCAAAGAUUCUUUAAAAGGAACGCAAAAGCACAUUCCAUGCAGGUGGUUCAAGAAUUGGGCUAAAUUGCAUGUUACUGAAUUUUAUUCAUUCAAUUAUGGUAGUUCAUUGUAGGAUAUUUUUCCUCAUCAGAAUGUCUUUUUUUGUUAGAUUCUCCGGAACAUCCAUGUGUGUAGCCAUUUUUAAAACCAGAUGCAAAAGCAAUUCUAUUUCCAACCAAUGAGCUUCAGCCCUUUGCCAUGUGAGUAACAUUUAGCAAGGUGCACAUUGAAAAGUUGCACAGUGAUGUGAGAGCUGGUCCAGGCCUGCCUGGCGUUAUCCAUUGAGGUUGCAAGGCAGGCCCAAUGACUCAGUGGUACAGCAGAGAGCACUAACAUAUCUGCACAGAAGGCUACAUAUUAUGCAACCUUUUGGGGAUCCAUUUUGGCUCCGGCGUAACAUUCUGAACUAUUAGCCAAAAAACACUCAAGUUCCAGGAGCACAUUAUUGCCACAAGUUUAGUAUGUUAGUAACACAAACGAAACAAAUUACUCAAGGUACUCUUACAAGAUUGUGAGUUACUACAUUUCAUUAAGUUAACUAUUCUGACAUUUCAGGGGGGCUUUUCAUAUCGUUGUGAAGUCAAGGAGAAUGGGUUGGUCUGCAUAACUGGGUGUUUUGCUGAACUUUCAGAUCCCAUCUUCCAACAUUUGAGUGGUAGACCUGUGGUAUAUUGCUCACACUUUGUAUAUUGGCAAUAUUUACCUGGAUUCCUUACCAUACACCUAUAUAUGUCACUACUUGAAGUGAAGGAAAAUGGAGGACCAUAUAGUGUAUUUGCAUAACAAAUUAAAGAUGCAGUCUAUUAUUUUUAAAACUCCCUUUUUAGGCCUAAUAUGUUGUUUGUAUGUGCAUAAUCUAUAAGUAGGCUAGAGUCACUAUCUUAUCUCAGUUAACCAUGAACUUCCAUGUUUAAAAGUGAAUGGCUUUGAUGACAUACAGCACAAAUUGGUGAAUACAUGACAUGGUACAUCAUUUUCAGGGAUCAUUUUUGGCUUGACAGUGCCCCUUUUACAACCAGCCAAAUAUCAUGGAAUAUAUCUUUAACAGAACAGUAACAUCAUUUUGAACAUUUUCAAAACUUUUAAAUGGAAUUCUGAGAAAUAUUAUCUCAGGUUAUUAAAAAAAAGUCUGUCUUUCUGAUUGACUGAAUUACAUACCACUUUAUUAGUUCCACAUAUCAAGGGUUCGGUAGAACUCCCCUUUCCCUACAUCCUCUUUUUUCAGCUUGAACAAGUCCGGCCAUUCUCCAUUGACCUCUCACAGGAAGUUUUCAUUCUCUAUAAAGACGCUGGUCUGUGAAAAUCCCUGAAGGUGAGCUGUUUCUGAGAUGCUGGAACCAGCUUGUCUAGCACUAAUAAUUACCCACCGCAGUCAGUUGUUUUCAUCCAAAUGUUGACAAUUAUAUUGAAGUAUUCUAAAAUAUGUGUAAAGAAAACAUGGACAUUAUUGCACUUCUGGUGUUUCCACCAAAUUGACAUUUUGUUCCACAAAUGCCACAGAAUCAUGGUCCCAAUAAAACAUUUCACAUCAUGUUUAUAUAUUUGAGUUGCAUGCGCCAUAUCUAACAUUUUUGUUAUUGCCUUGGAUUGAAAUUGAUAUACACAAAUAAAACAGUGAUGAAUGAAUUACAUU
This is a messenger RNA of Esox lucius (northern pike), 2900 nucleotides long. It is a transcript of the gene uprt, whose product is annotated as uracil phosphoribosyltransferase (FUR1) homolog (S. cerevisiae). Lineage: Eukaryota; Metazoa; Chordata; Actinopteri; Esociformes; Esocidae. The record is from RefSeq and is a predicted model, not a curated record. The transcript is spliced from 7 exons. Bases 260 to 1093 code for a protein of 277 amino acids.